Messenger RNA from Gracilinanus agilis (Agile Gracile Mouse Opossum), 1594 nucleotides. It is a transcript of the gene RCC2, whose product is annotated as regulator of chromosome condensation 2. NCBI's taxonomy places the organism in Eukaryota, Metazoa, Chordata, Mammalia, Didelphimorphia, Didelphidae. The transcript has 12 exons. Bases 1 to 1335 code for a protein of 444 amino acids. The record is from RefSeq and is a predicted model, not a curated record.
AUGACUGUCUUUGGAGGGAGCCCCACGCCAGACCUCGUGCGCCCGCAUAAACUUGAAGGCUCUAAGUGCAGAGGGCAGCUUUUGAUUUUUGGGGCGACCAACUGGGACCUCAUUGGUCGGAAGGAAGUGCCUAAACAGCAAGCUGCUUACCGCAAUCUGGGCCAGAACUUGUGGGGACCACACAGAUACGGCUGCCUGUCCGGGGUUCAGGUGCGCACUGUGGUCUCUGGCCCCUGUGCCGCCCACAGCCUCCUCAUCACCACAGAAGGAAAGCUCUGGAGCUGGGGUCGAAACGAGAAGGGGCAGCUUGGACAUGGCGAUACCAAGAGAGUGGAAGCCCCCAAACUCAUCGAGGUCCUCAGCAAGGAAGUGAUUGUGUCUGCUGCAUGCGGGAGGAACCACACUCUGGCUUUGACAGAGACUGGCUCCGUUUUUGCAUUUGGAGAGAAUAAGAUGGGGCAGCUGGGCCUUGGCAAUCAGACUGAUGCUAUCCCCAGCCCUGCACAGAUAAUGUACAAUGGCCAGCCAAUUACCAAAAUGGCCUGCGGGGCAGAAUUCAGCAUGAUAAUGGACUGCAAAGGAAACCUCUACUCCUUUGGGUGCCCUGAAUAUGGCCAGCUGGGACACAAUUCUGAUGGGAAAUUCAUUGCCCGGGCUCAGAGGAUAGAAUAUGAUUGCGAGCUGGUCCCUCGCCGCGUAGCCAUCUUCAUUGAAAAGACGAAAGAUGGACAGAUUUUGCCAGUUCCCAACGUGGUGGUCCGAGAUGUGGCCUGUGGCACCAAUCACACGCUGGUUCUGGACUCCCAGAAACGCGUUUUCUCGUGGGGGUUCGGAGGCUACGGCCGCCUGGGCCACGCGGAGCAGAAGGACGAGAUGGUCCCCCGCCUGGUGAAGCUCUUCGAUUUCCCCGGCCGCGGGGCCGCCCAGAUCUACGCCGGCUACACCUGCUCCUUCGCCGUCAGCGAAGUUGGUGGUCUGUUCUUUUGGGGUGCUACCAAUACUUCUAGGGAGUCCACCAUGUAUCCCAAAGCUGUUCAGGACCUGUGUGGCUGGAAAAUUAGAAGCUUAGCUUGUGGGAAGAGCAGUAUUAUCGUGGCUGCGGACGAGAGCACCAUCAGCUGGGGCCCUUCUCCGACCUUCGGUGAAUUGGGCUACGGCGAUCACAAGCCCAAGUCUUCCACCGCGGCCCAGGAGGUGAAGACCUUGGACGGCAUUUACACAGAGCAGGUCGCCAUGGGCUACUCACACUCUCUGGUGAUCGCCAGGGACGAGAGCGAGACUGAGAAAGAAAAGCUAAAAAAGCUCCCGGAGUACAAUCCGCGCACCCUCUCCUGAUGCCGCGCAGCCAGGCUGCCGCGGGCUCUGCAGGCCACUCCAUGUGCACUGGGACACAAAGAAGGCGGAUGAGAAGAAGAGGCGACACGGCGAAAAGGUGGCCGAAGCUCCUGUUUGUUAGUCUUCCCGAGGUUCCGUUUUAUAAGCAAAUUCAACGUUUACUACCUUUUUACUGUACGAUUUCCAAAGCGUUUCUCGCUCCCUUUCUCUCUUUCUUCCCUCCCCCAUCCCAAAUGUUUAAUUAAAAUAUUUGCUCGUA